Messenger RNA from Elephantulus edwardii (Cape elephant shrew), 1515 nucleotides. Its product is annotated as leptin receptor-like. Bases 1 to 1515 code for a protein of 504 amino acids. The transcript has 10 exons. Gene Ontology annotation, cellular component: external side of plasma membrane. Gene Ontology annotation, biological process: cytokine-mediated signaling pathway. The record is from RefSeq and is a predicted model, not a curated record. NCBI's taxonomy places the organism in Eukaryota, Metazoa, Chordata, Mammalia, Macroscelidea, Macroscelididae. Gene Ontology annotation, molecular function: protein binding; cytokine receptor activity.
AUGGGGAGAGAGCCCAAAGAGUCCGCGUGCAUGACCUCUUUUAAGCCCUUUAAGGUUCUUUGUCCAGGGCAGGGUAUAAAAUGGAAAAUACAGUACUGGAUGAAAAAGGACUUGGAAUUAUUCAUCUGUUAUAUUGGGUUAGUUAAUUUUUUCAAGACUGAUGACCUUAAGGUUCAUGCAUUAUAUGUUAUAUCAGAAACGUUAGAUGAUUUAUCUCUACCCCCACAAAAAAUCAAUUUUACGACCAUUCAGUGCAUCUGUGGUAUUGUUCAAUGUUGUGACUGUCGUAUACCUGUGUCAACAUCCAACCUCAACUCUACCUAUCAUAUGCUUUUUGAAAUCACAGCUGGUGGAGUAAUUUUUCAAUCACCUCCAAUUUCAUUUAAGCCCCAACAUAACUUUAAGCCUGAUCCACCUUCAAAUGUACGUAUGGAAAUCACAGACAGUGGUAACUUAAACAUUUCUUGGGACAGACCAACAUCAUUACCAUUUGAACUUAAAUAUCAAGUGAUAUAUGUCGAAUAUACUAUAACAAAUACAAACGAAGAUAUUAAGACUGUCUCAACUACAUUCUUGGAAAUAGGCAGUGCACUUCCUAAGACCAUGUAUGAGCUCCAGGUUCGGGCUAUGGGAUUGCAUGACCCAGGAGUCUGGAGUGACUGGACCCCCAUUUAUAUUUUUAACCUAGAAGACGUCAUAUACUUCCCAUCUAAAAUUGUGACAAGUGUUGGAUCUAAUGCUUCUUUUCACUGCAUCUAUGCAAAUGGCAGCAAUAUUAUUUCUUCUAAAGACAUUGUAUGGUCAAGGAAUUUGGCUCAGGAUAUUCCUGAAAGACAGUACAGCAUUAUCAGUGAUCAUGUUAGUAAAGUUACUCUUUACAAUUUGAAUGCAACAAAACGUCAAGGAUGGUUCGACUUUGAUGCAUUGUACUGCUGUAGUAAUGGAACUUGCUCCCGUCACCAUGCUGAGUUAUACGUUAUUGAUACCAACAUAAAUAUAUCAUGUGAAACGGAUGCAAACAUAACUAAAAUGACUUGUAAAUGGUCACCCAAUACAAUCGAAUCACUUGAGGGGAGUACUUUGCAGUUGAGGUAUCACAGGAGCACACUCUCUUGUCCUGACUCCCCAACAAUUCAUCCCAUAUAUGAACCCAAAGAUUGCCAUUUGCAGAGUGAUGGAUAUUAUGAAUGCAUAUUUCAGCCAUUCUCUCUAUCAUCUAGCUAUACAAUGUGGAUUAGCAUCAAUCACUCUUUAGGCUCAUUUGACUCACCACCAGCAUGUGUUGUUCCUCAGUCUGUGGUUAAACCCCAGCCUCCAUCCAGUGUGAAAGCAGAAGUUAUUACACAGUUUGGAUUAUUAAAUAUAUCCUGGGAAAAUCCUGAUUUUCCAAGGAAUAAACUUCAAUGCCAAAUUCGCUAUGGUUUAAAUAAAGAAGAAAUACAGUGGAAGCCAAGACUCAUUUGGGGCAUUGCUGAGCUAGGCGUUUAUGAGAACUGCAUUGGAAGCACGUCUUAG